AUGUUGUCUAAAGAACUUAAAAUGGUUCUUGCAUUGAAAAUCAAAGAUAACAAAGAUAAUUUGGGAAGAUAUAAUGUCAAGUUUAAACAGUUUAGGGGAAAAAUUGAAGACAUCAAUCAGCUACGUAGUAGAGAAUGGGAUUAUUUGCGAAAAGCUACAAUUCACAAGUUUUCUAAAAGUCUAAAAACAGGUGCUGAGGGAAUCCAAUUAACAGAAUUGGACAAUGUUGUUUUAGACAUUGUCGAUAGAAAAUCAAUAAAUGUGUCAGGAAUUGAUGUUCCCGAUAAUAAUAUCUCGUUUGGUUCAAGUGAUGAGGUAAUUCCACUCACUUCCAGUCAACCUUCAACAUCAAGUAAAGAAAUUAGGUCAAUUGUCUCCGAACAGUCCUUAACUGCAGCUUCUUUUAUUUCAUCUAUAUCUGGUCCAAGAUUUGAUAAAACAGGCACCUCUCAUUUAGACACUUAUGCUUUUACUGAAUCAAUACUUCAAGAUUCACCUAAAAAAAAAAAAAUAUCAACUGGAGCAUUAAAAAGUCUGAAAAGAAAACAAUCUCGAGAAAGUCUCUUGGUAGAUGGAAAUUUUAAAAAAUUGAAAGUAAGUGUUUUGGGCUUGGAAAAAAAAAAAUUACAAAAAGAGCAAUCUUUAAGACUUCAGCUUUUGAAAUUGGAUGUUGCUCUCAGAAAACAGCAAAUACGAAAAGAGAAAGCUUUAACCAAAUAUUAUACGACUGCAACACAGCUAAUGAAUGAUAAAUUGCCUCUUUCUAACCAACAGCACUUUAUAAAUACAGAAAUGGAAGCAAUCCUUAAGCAGUAAAUUAAAGGGAAGAAAAUAAAUUACGAAUGAAAAUAAAUUUUUGAUUAAUUUUUUUAUUUUCACAUUAAAAAAAAAUAUUGUAACUAUAAUUAACUUUCAUUUUGUUAAAGUAUUUAAUUGUAACCAGUGAACUCUUUGUGUUGCAUUUUCUUAUAGAAACAAGACAAUAACUAGAAUCUUAAUUUAAUAGUAUUUCCUUUAUUAUUUAUCCCCGUGGCCUGCACGGGC
Hydra vulgaris (swiftwater hydra) is the source of this 1044-nucleotide messenger RNA. NCBI's taxonomy places the organism in Eukaryota, Metazoa, Cnidaria, Hydrozoa, Anthoathecata, Hydridae. The record is from RefSeq and is a predicted model, not a curated record.